GACGCCUCCUCCACCCCCGAAAAGCGGCUCCGCUCGUGUGGUUAGAAGUUCUGAAAGAAUUAGCGGCAACCAGCGGCAGCCGGGUUUUGUGACGUCAGCUGCUUCUCCAUCAAUAAAUGGCGCUUUAAGGGAAGCGGCUCCCUCGCUUGAAAAGAUGGGCUGGAUUUUCCAGCCAAGGCGGCCCUGAAAGGCAGCGGGCGGUCGCGCUUUUCCCUGGGCUUCAACUUUCCGUGCCAACUUCUGAAGUUACGAACACAAGAAAUGGAGUCCCGUGCCCUAAGUGUGAACCAUCGCAUGCAGCGCACAGCAACUCUUGCUCGGGAGGUUCUGGAGCGUGCAAAAACACGGAAAUUGAACUGGCCGAUGCCUACUGCACUCCAAAGGAGGACCUUUCAGGAAGGGGAUGAUGAAGAUGCAUAUCUUGCUGCUACUUUUGCUUCAGUUGCUGAACACAUGGGCCGUAUCUCAGCAGAAUGUGAGAACUACUAUUGCUGUGUGCCCCCAUUUCAAUUCAAAGAGUAUGAAGUUGCACAUAUUUUUAGAUAUCACGGCAGGCAAGCCUCUGAAGACUUGCUAAAAGCAUUUGAAAAUGAGGAAAGUAAAGCUGGUCCAAUAGUAGAAGAACCCGGAUGUCCCGAUGCAGAAUCAUCUGCACUGGUUCCGGUUAAGAUCUCUAAACCAAAAGAUAUCUGCAUUGAAGUUUCUCCGGGCACUUACACAGUCUCUGCAACUUCAUAUGAAGACAGAAUCAAACAAACGCAUCUGGUACAGAUUCAGUCAGGACAAAGUGUAAAUUUGACUUUUGAUUUAUGAAUUUUUCCUAAUCGAGGUAACAGAUGAAGUAGAUUUCAAUGACUUAAGUGUCUUUUAAUACAUUGUCUUCUCAGGCUAUAUGGCUUGAGCAUUUGACUAUGCUUUACCCUAUCUGUAUAUAAGUGUCUGAAACUUUGUUCAAAUUUGCCUCAACCUGAAUCAUGUAGAUGUAUUUUCACUUUUAUGUUGUGCAAUCCCCUGUAAGCAAUAAACUUGAAGUGUAAAUGUUGCUGUUUUAAAGAA
Molecule: messenger RNA, 1056 nt
Organism: Elgaria multicarinata webbii
Lineage: Eukaryota; Metazoa; Chordata; Lepidosauria; Squamata; Anguidae
Gene: AKIP1
Product: A-kinase interacting protein 1
Exons: 6
Coding region: 262-813 (183 amino acids)
Biological process (GO): regulation of non-canonical NF-kappaB signal transduction
Cellular component (GO): nucleoplasm
Source: RefSeq, a predicted model, not a curated record